AUGACCGAGGAAGAUGUGGAUAUCUUCGAUAACCGAGUGAGCAAACCGUUGAGACCUCUCUCUCCUCCCCAUAAUCAGAGAUGGCUCGUGCAAGGGCAUCGGGCCAUACCGGAGAGGUAUCUCGUGGAGACCAGCGGACAUCAUGUACGACUCGAAGGAAUUGCUCCCAACGGU
This is a messenger RNA of Perkinsus marinus ATCC 50983, 174 nucleotides long. RefSeq lists its product as hypothetical. NCBI's taxonomy places the organism in Eukaryota, Perkinsozoa, Perkinsida, Perkinsidae. The annotation marks the transcript as partial. The record is from RefSeq and is a predicted model, not a curated record. The transcript has 2 exons.